Aspergillus pseudotamarii is the source of this 1186-nucleotide messenger RNA. RefSeq lists its product as uncharacterized. NCBI's taxonomy places the organism in Eukaryota, Fungi, Ascomycota, Eurotiomycetes, Eurotiales, Aspergillaceae. Bases 157 to 1020 code for a protein of 287 amino acids. The transcript is spliced from 3 exons. The record is from RefSeq and is a predicted model, not a curated record.
AAAAACUAUUGCUUAUAUACUACCGCCUUCGGCCCCAAUAAAUACGUUCAUUUCACUUUCUUUGCCGCUGUGGUGGUUGCUUCUUCUGUCGUUGUCUGAUCAAACGUUUGAUCCUCCCGUCACUACAUAUUGUUGGUCCUCCUAUCGGCUUGCUCCAUGUUUCCUCGGACUCCAGGCGACUAUACCGGGCCAAACCCGUAUGGAUCAGGCGGUCAUCACCCGGAAGAAGGAAUGGAUAACUUCUAUGAGACUUAUCAAGCUCCAUGGCCCGGAGUAGAGGCUGUACGUGCGGACUUAAUGCCCACGCAGAGACGCCAUAUACUGACAAGCACCGGUGCUCCACAGUCCCACUAUGGAGACGUCAACCACCCUUACAAUACCACGGCAGCUUUCCCUUCCAAUGCCAUCUUAACACCAAUCAGUCUUCCCGACAGCUCCUUUGCUCAUGCCCGACCUAGCCCGGUUCUCAGUCACCAUUCCCAAGAAUAUGCAUACUGCAUGGCUGAAUCUGUCCCCUCACAUGGACUGGGAAUUACCGCGCCCUUUCCAAGUGAUUUCCCGCGAACUGUAACCGCUGGUCUAGGCCCUGUUCCCGACCCAGAUUAUGUCUUCAGUGGAGCCGCCCUGUCACCUCCGCCACACCCCGUUAAGCGGACUCGGCGAAGUCCUAAACCAACGGUGGCAGGUCGCGAAGGACCAGUCACCAUACUGCCUCAUCCGGAAGGGCUUCAACGAUUAGAGCAGGAACGCCGGCGAGAGCAAGUUGAUCCUCAUUCACAACAACGACCUCGGGCCCCCGGCCGAGGGCGACGAGACCCACAAGCCGAAGAAGAGGACGCAUUUGUUGAACGGUUACGGGAACAGAACCUAGCAUGGAAGCACAUCCGGGAGAUGUUCAGGGAGAAGUUCAACAAGGACGCGUCGGAGGCCCGCCUACAGAUGCGGAUGCUGCGCAGGCGCAAAGACCGCUCGGCUCGGUGGGAAGAGAGCGAUGUGAAUCCGAUUGCUCAUAAGGGCUAGAGAAUAUUGGGAGAGGGAAAAGUAUAAUUUAAUAGCACAAAAGAUGCACGAGCUAGGGGCAAAGAAACUUUACACAGCACGACAAUGUGAGGCACAACUACGGUAUCUAGAUUCUCGUCGAGAAGGUGACACCUCGCUGUCACGAAUAGUGGAAGCACGAAAACGG